CAGAAAGAGAGAUAAACAUUUGUCUGGUUAUUUAUAAGUGUGGAGCACUAGCUGCCAAUCCUCAUAGCAGAGCUGAGGGCUUACUCUGAAGAUGAUGCGAUUGUGUGUGCUGGCGGCCAUUGUGGCCAUGAGCUAUGCUGGAGUUGUACAACGCAUUGCCAAUAACAACUGUGGAGUGCCCGCCAUUCCUCGCACAAACCCGUUUAUUGUCGGGGGAAGAGAGGCAACGGCACACACGUAUCCAUGGAUGGCGUCUUUGUUGUCCAGUGGCUCCCACAUUUGCGGAGCGACCCUCAUUUCAGCAGAUACGCCAUCACAGCCGCUCACUGUGUCAGCAGAGCCAGCAAACCGAGCAGAUACAGUCUGGUGUUUAGGCUCUCACAGUCGCUCGACCACUGAUUCCGGACAAGUCACCGCCAGCAUCUCCAAGAUAACACUCCACGUUAACUACAACUCUAACACCCUCAAACAACGACCAUUGCUAUGAUAGAGUUGUCGUCCUCAGUGUCCUUCAGCGAUACUAUUUCCCCAGCUUGCAUCGCACCACAGACUUCCCUGCAGGCACCAUGACCACUGUUACCGGAUGGGGAACCAUGUCCAGUGGAGCGGGGUCGUUACCAGAUCGCCUGAGGGAGGUGGAUGUACCCGUGAUCUCAUACAGUCAGUGCAGUAGCUGGGUCAGCGGCGUCUCAUCCACCACUAUGAUCUGUGCUGGAUACGAGGAAGGUGGAAAAGACUCCUGCCAGGGUGACAGCGGCGGCCCUCUGGUGGUGCUAUCUGGCGGGAAAUGGUACUUAUUAGGUGUUGUGAGCUGGGGUUAUGGGUGUGCGGGGCGUCGCAGCCCAGGAAUCUACACCAGGGUGCCCAAUUACACUUCCUGGAUCAAGCAGUACUCCGAUUUGUAAGCAAGCAAAUCUAAACACGAGUGAACCUCGACAUCACCAAUGUUCAGCGUUAAGUUGUGUGUAUAAAGAAAGACAAUAAAGUUUCUG
Molecule: messenger RNA, 992 nt
Organism: Liolophura sinensis
Lineage: Eukaryota; Metazoa; Mollusca; Polyplacophora; Chitonida; Chitonidae
Product: trypsin-3-like
Exons: 7
Coding region: 567-905 (112 amino acids)
Biological process (GO): proteolysis
Molecular function (GO): serine-type endopeptidase activity
Source: RefSeq, a predicted model, not a curated record